UUUUCUUAUCUCUGUACGAAACUCGUAUAUAUACAACCAAGGCUUACAGCUAACCCUUUCCGUUCUCCGCAACAUAGCUAAACAACGAUGGGCUCCCUCUUCAUGUGUGUAUUUGCGCUUGUUCUCAGCGUGGCGUAUAGCCAAAGUGUAACUGACUUGGCUAACGGCGUUUUCCACUCGCUUGACGCCAACAAGGACGGUACACUGGAGCUUGGCGAACUGGAAGGCUACUUUAAUACUGGUGAUAUCGACGGUGAUGGCAAAAUCUCAAAGAGCGAUUUCCUGACACUUCUCCAGGGAAACAAAGUCUUUGCAGAAAAGGAGUUCGCCAAAUACGAUGCCAACAGUGAUGGAACUAUAACCUUGGAUGAUGUGAAGCUAAUUUUCAACCAGUUGGACGUUGACAGCGAUGGCAAAGUGACACAGGUGGAGUUUCAGGCUAAGUAUCCUACGGUUCUGAUGAUUCACGUCAACGCCGGUACCCCUGUUGGAAAAUAGUCGAGCCCUGCAGCGUUUUCCUUGAAUAAAACACUUAAAAAGAG
Messenger RNA from Haliotis rufescens (red abalone), 542 nucleotides. RefSeq names its product calcium-binding mitochondrial carrier protein SCaMC-1-like. The coding region runs from base 88 to 498 and encodes 136 amino acids. The record is from RefSeq and is a predicted model, not a curated record. Lineage: Eukaryota; Metazoa; Mollusca; Gastropoda; Lepetellida; Haliotidae. The transcript has 6 exons. Gene Ontology annotation, molecular function: calcium ion binding.